Messenger RNA from Rotaria sp. Silwood2, 2760 nucleotides. The record is from the annotation of a GenBank genome assembly. Lineage: Eukaryota; Metazoa; Rotifera; Eurotatoria; Philodinida; Philodinidae.
AUGAAAAUGCUUCGUAUUGGUUAUUGUAAUUCUUCAAGACAUUUUCUAUAUGUACUAUUAACAACAAUAAUGACUUAUAAAAUGACGUCAAAGUGUUCGGAAACAUUUCUACUGAAUUAUUUUAUUUUAUCAACAUUAACUGAAAAACUAAUUAAUUUUAAGGAAAAAUUAAAUUUUAUUUUUGUUUAUUGUGCUCCAUGGCAAAUAUCAUGGGGUUCAGCAUUUCAUGCUAUUGCUCAACCAUUUUGUAUACCACAUUCAGCUAUUCUUGUCGUUCAGUGUUUAAUAUCAGCUUUAUUAAAUUCUCCAUUAAUGCCAUUAUUAGGUAGUGCUGCAUUUAUAUCAUCUUAUCCUCGUCCGAUAAAAUUUUGGGAAAAAAAUUAUAAUACAAAACGUAUUGAUAAUACAAAUGUUCAAUUACAGGCGCAAAUUAAUGAAUUUCAUUGUGGUCUUGAUGAUAAUAAUUUAAAUGCGAUUUUUUAUGAACAUUUAACACGUGUUUUACAAACAUCACUGUGUGGAGAAAUUCAACUUGGACGUCUUGGUAAAGUUAACACAGGCGAUUUUUUUAUAUUAACAAGUGACAGUUUAAAUUGUAUGAUUCAUCUUAUUGAAAUUGGUAAUGGUUUCAUAACAUUUCAACUUCGUGGUUUAGAAUUUAAAGGUACAUAUUGUCAACAACGUGAAGUUGAAGCAAUAACAGAAGAUAUAGAUAAAAAUCGUGGUUUAUGUUGUUGUGAAGCCGGUCGUUUUCCUCAUAUGCUUUCACUUAAUGCUGCAUUUACACAACGAUGGCUUGCUUGGGAAGUUAUUUGUUUAAAAUUUGUUGUGGAUGGUUAUAGCAUAAAAGAAAAUAAAUUUAAUGAAACUGUUGUUGGUUAUGAUUUACGUAAACGACUUAUAUCAUUAAUGAUUAAAGCAGUUAUUUUUUAUGCUAUUCGUUCAGGUCAACUUGUUAAUUGGCUUGAAAAUGAACAAAUUCGACAAGCAAUGAUGCAAUUUGUUGAUCCUGAUCAAGUUGAUGUGGAUCCAUCAUUUACAACUUUAUUUGAUGACGAUUUUAAAGUUGGAGCCGGUGGUGUAACCAAAAAAACGUUUACAUUUGUAUAUGGAUCAUGGAUUAAUUUAUGUAAUAAUAAAAGACAAAUACCUUUAUCAUCAUUACAAGAAGAUGAUUUAAUAACAUUUUGUUUUAUUCUUUCAUUACUUGCACGUCGAACUUUAUUUAGUUCAUUACCUUCACAUCAUACAGUUUUACUUGAAAUUUAUCAUGAAAAUUUUGUUCAUGGAUUUUAUUCAUUAUUUAAAGGUGAUUUUCGUCUUGCGCAUAAAGAUGAAUGGGCAUUUGCUGAUAUGUCCUUAUUAAAAAAUGUUGUUGCACAAGGUGUUCGAAUGUCAUUAAAACUUAAUCAAGAUUCAUUUCUUGAAAUGUCCGAAUAUCUUGACAACGAAAAAUUAUAUGAUGAUAUUGCUCAAAAUGAUGCUAAUCUUGUAAUAACUCAUGAAGCAUCACCUGAAUGGCGAAAUGCAAUUUUAUCAAAUAAACCAUCAUUAUUAGCACUAAGACGAGCACUUGUUGAAAGUAUUGAUGAAUAUCGAAUAGUUAUGCUAGAUCGACGUCAUUUAUCAUUUCGUAUUGUUAAAGUUUCUAAAGAAUGCGUACGAGGUUUUUGGGCAUCACAACAACAUGAAUUAAUAUUUUUACGUAAUCGUAAUCCUGAACGUGGUUCAAUUCAAAAUGCUAAACAAGUUCUUCGAAAUAUGAUUAAUUCAUCAUCAGAUCAACCGAUUGGUUAUCCAAUAUUUGUAUCACCUUUAAUAACAUCUUAUUCAUCAACAAGUAAACCAAUAAAUAAUAUUAUUGGUGGUGAACUUGCAUGGGAUUUAAUUAGACAAAAAUUAUCAACAUUCUUUCAACGAGCAUAUACAUUUUUUCUUUCUCAUUGUUUUGGAAAUGCAUCAGGUACAAAUGAAGCUAUUCAACUUGCUGAACGACGUACAAUGUCAUUAGGAACAACAACACAUGUUCAACAAUCAUCAUUUAGUGUACCAGUUAGUUCAACUCUAGUUGACCAAAUUCGUUCACUAUCAGUUCAACAUAAUAUGAAUACAAAUAAUAAUAAUGAAAUGAUUGUUAAUAUUAAUUCAAGUAAUAAUAACAAUAAUAAUAAUAAAAAAGUUCUUCAACCAGAUCAACAAACAUCUGUACUUGUUAAACGUACAUCAGAUAGUUUAGUUACAACAACAACAAUAAUAACAAAUGAUGAACCAAUUCGACGACGUUCAUCAUUAUCUACAGAAUUCAAUACAAGUGAUCGAAGUAAUCGAAAAAAUUUUAAUACAAUGAAUAGUAGUGUAUCAACAACAAUCUAUUCAAAUAAAGAUUUAUGUACAACUAGUAAUACUCAAAUUAAUAAAUCUAUUGUUACGUUUUCAACAAAUGGAAAUUCAAAUGAAAAAGUUCUUAUUAUUGAUACGACAGCUAUUUAUGAUUCGAUAAAUUUGGGUCGUCGAAUAGAUGUUAUUUGGCCAAAUGAACAAAUGCGAUUGAAUGGUGGGCGUAAUGUUUGGUCUGGUUGGAUGCCAAGUGUAGGCAUGACUGGUCUUGUUGUUCAUCGUUGGAUACCAAGACAUCGUGAUGCACGACAACGGUCUCAUAUUGAUAAAUGUAUAUUACUUGUUCAUAUAGAUAAAUAUGAUAAAUUUGUGCCCAUUGCCGAACAUGGUGUGCGAUUUAUUGGAGAAUCAACUUAUUUGUAG